Messenger RNA from Arvicanthis niloticus (Nile rat), 246 nucleotides. RefSeq names its product cytochrome c oxidase subunit 7B2 (gene Cox7b2). Gene Ontology annotation, cellular component: respiratory chain complex IV; mitochondrion. Lineage: Eukaryota; Metazoa; Chordata; Mammalia; Rodentia; Muridae. The record is from RefSeq and is a predicted model, not a curated record. Gene Ontology annotation, biological process: mitochondrial electron transport, cytochrome c to oxygen.
AUGAUGUUUCCCUUGGCCAGAUAUGCACUAAACUAUCUCAAGACUCCAAGCAUUCUGAAAGUUGUGGGAAGACAACGCCAUUCAAAGUCCUCAUCAGAAUUUCAUGACAAAUAUGGCAAUGUGAUGCUGAUUAGUGGUACCAUUUUCUGUUUUUCUGGAUAUAUAAUUUAUAUGACACAGAUGGGAGUGGAAUGGAACCUGUCUCCUGUUGGCAGAGUUACCCCCCAGGAGUGGAAGAACAAGUAA